Caenorhabditis briggsae is the source of this 4662-nucleotide messenger RNA. RefSeq names its product Protein CBR-AGR-1 (gene Cbr-agr-1). The record is from RefSeq and is a predicted model, not a curated record. The coding region runs from base 1 to 4662 and encodes 1553 amino acids. Gene Ontology annotation, biological process: anatomical structure development. Gene Ontology annotation, molecular function: collagen binding; protein binding; calcium ion binding. Lineage: Eukaryota; Metazoa; Nematoda; Chromadorea; Rhabditida; Rhabditidae. The transcript has 29 exons.
AUGAGACUAACCGCCUUGUUGCUCUUUUUACUUUCGGUUACUGUAUGGGAUAUUGAUGGAAGUUGCAUAAAACCAAAAGCUACACGAUCUUAUGUUCAUAGUCUAUUUGAAAAUUCUGAUGUGAUUUUGGCUGGAAUUAUAUCUGGAAUUUCCUAUCGAGUGGACUCUUUGUAUAUUGAGAACAUUACUGUCACCCCACGAAGGAUAUAUAAAGGACGAGAAUAUCUAGAUGAGGGUAAGAUAAUUGUGAUUGGCAAUGUUCUGGAAACCGAGCCAUGUGCACACCGUCUUCUUGCUUCUGAUGUUCGAAUAUUCGCAUUAACUAAUCAACAAGGAACGUUUCUUCUGGAUGCUCCAAUGAUACGUGUCAGUCUUCCGGUUUUCGAUACUUUCUAUACAAUCUCCAGAAAACAAGCACAUCGGAAAAGAAGAAGGACAAAACAGGCCAUUUGCGAAUCGUCACUCUGUCCAUUCGGGUCAAAAUGUGGAUUAAAAACCGGAGUAUGCGAGUGUAAGGCGAAGUGUCGAGUGGUCACAGAUGUUGUCUGUGGAUCGGAUCAUACAUCAUACUCAUCAUUCUGUCAUUUAUCAGUCAGAAGUUGUGUCCUAGCAAAGAAAGGAGUUCGUCUACGAGUGGCAUCCAAGGGACCGUGCAAGAAGCGAAAUCCAUGCGAAGAUUUGAGAUGUGGUCCAGGCGAGGAUUGUGUGGUGAACCAGAUAAAUGGGAUUCUUCUCGCUCAAUGCAUCUGCCCGACUCAAUGUCCAAAUUAUGGUGAUUCGGUGGAAUCUUCACCUGUCUGCUCGUCGCAUGGUGUCGAUUACCAAUCUUCGUGUCAUUUGAGACACCACGCUUGUGAAUCAAAGACAAACAUCACAGUCAAGUUUUAUGGCAGAUGUGAUCCAUGCCAUGGCCACAAAUGUCCAAAUGGUCAGACGUGUCAGUUGGGAGUGGAUAGAAGACCAGAAUGUAGAUGUAGCGAGCAAUGCUCGAUGAAUAGUGCGCAUGUCUGUGGAACUGAUGGAAAAACAUAUAUGAAUGAAUGCUUCCUCAAACUUGCCGCAUGCAAAGAGCAAAAGGAUAUUAUCAUCUGGAAAAGAGGAAACUGUAACGAAGUGGGAAGUCCAUGUGAGAAAAUGGAAUGUGGAUUCUGGGGAAGUUGUGUUGUCAAACCGGAUCGAACGGCGGAGUGUGAAUGUCCAUCGAAGUGUGAAGAUGUAAUGAGACCAGUUUGUGCAACGAAUGGCGAAACUUUUGAUAACGAGUGCGAGAUGAAGAAGAAAAGUUGUGAGACAAAAUCGAUGAUCAAAGUGAAAUACCAGGGAACUUGUGGAAUCGGAGUUUGCGCAACAUUCAAUUCUUGCAAGAAACCUCAAGUAUGUGUAGCCGUGGAUGGCAAACCAAAAUGUGUUUGUCCCUCAUGUAGUGAUGAACUUAAAGAAGUUUGUGGAAGCGAUGGAAUCACAUAUGCAAACGAAUGUAAACUCCGUAACACUGCUUGUAUGACACAGAAAGACAUAUUUGUGAAGUACAACUCUGUUUGUGAAGGAUGUAAAGACAAGAAAUGCGACUUCUACUCAACAUGUGUAGUCGGCGAUAAUCACAAACCAGAAUGCAAAUGUCCGGAUGACUGUCCACUUUACGAAAUGAGUCAAGGCAAAGAAGUUUGUGGAACGGAUGCGGUGACGUACUCAUCUGAAUGUCAUCUGAGAAAAUCUGCCUGUCAUCAGAAGAAGUUUAUUGUGAUGGCGUUUGAAGGAAAAUGUGAUGAAUGCCUUCAUGUUCAAUGCCGAUACGGAGAAGAAUGUCGUAGCGGAGUGUGCAUUUGCUCCUACAACUGCCCUGCCAACCCACCACUAUCCGCCAGAAUCUGUGGAGAGAACGGUGUACUGUACCCCUCUCUCUGCCAUCUUCAGCUAGCAUCGUGCCAAAAAGGUGCUCCGAUUUCCGAAAUGCCCCCAUCACACUGUCAUUCUGCCCAGACGUCGUUCCCAGUUAUAAAAGCGCGCCGCCCGUGCGAUUGCUCAUUCGGAGCAACAUGUCAUAAUGGAGUGUGCACUUGUCCAGUGUGCAAUCUCUCCUCGGAAUACCCGAUAUGUGGAUCUGAUGGGAUUAUAUAUGAGAAUCAGUGUCAUCUGAACACUAUUUCUUGUCGAGACCAGAGAGAAAUCCAUGUUCUUCCACUGAUUUCACAGUGCAAUAAUAAGAAUGAUGCUUGUGAGUGCAACCGAGUUGGAUCAUUCGGUCAUACAUGUGAUGAGGCUGGACAGUGCAAGUGUCGACCUGGAGUUUCUGGACUCAAAUGUGAUCACUGUCUACCGUCGUUCUGGGGAAUCCAUUUGAUUGCUCAAGGAGCAUUAUCUUGCAGGCCAUGCGGAUGUAGUGCUUUCGGAUCAGCUAGAUCGGAUUGUGAGCAGACGACAGGGAAGUGUGAAUGUAGAAACGGAGCUCUUGGUGACAAGUGUAACCUAUGUCCCAAUGGUUUUAUGAUGGCUGCUGAAGGUUGUGUACCUACAACUGAUUACAAAACACCAAGAGAUUGUCACUCCCUCCGCUGCUUCCAUGGAGCCAAAUGUGUCCCCUCGCCAGCCAGUUUCCCGGAUUGUGUCUGCCCUCAAACUUGCAAUAUGGAUCGCCUAGGAGUGGUGGCAAACAUGACAGUUUGUGGCUCUGAUGGAACUACGUAUUCAAAUCUUUGUGAACUUAAAAUGUUCGCCUGUAAGCAUCAGAUGGAUGUGGUACCAGUUUCCAUGGGAAUCUGUGAUGAUGAAAGUUUCGAAGUUUUGGAUCGUCUCCAGAGAGAGCAAAACACUAAGGAGAAGAGAUUAGGGUCUCCAUGUUCUAGACAUGAAGAUUGUGAAAAACUAUCCGCACAAUGCAUAACUCGCCCAGGAAGGAAAUCUGUUUGUGACUGUGGAGAAGGAUGGAGAAGUCAUCAAGGCAUUUGUGUAGAAAUUUUCAAAAAGAGAAAAUAUGAUCAACUAGAACUAGCCACUGAUCUGAAAUCUGAUUGGUUUGUUUCGAGAAAAGAUGUGACCAGAUUCUCAAAACUCUCUUUGCAUAUUCACCUCAAAGAGAAACGAGAAGGGACACUAUUGAGAAUGGUGACAGAAGACAAAAAGGACUUGGAAAUCGUUCAUGAAAAUCGACGGAUCGUUAUCAUAGUUAGCAAAGCACGAGUCGAAUCAUUACAAACGAUUGCGUAUAAUGUUAGCUUGGAGUUGAAAUGGAGAAGAAACGAAUUGCAUUUCAAACUAAACGGAGAGAUUCAAAAACACACUUUCGACGGUGUUCUGGAUUCGUCUGCUAAGAAAAUCUUCUUGGGUUCGGAUGGAAAAUGGCCGAAAAGUCGAUUGUAUGCAAUUAUUGGAUUCCUAGAGAUUGAUGAUGUUCCUGUUCGAAUAGCUGAUGUCAAACCAUUCUACAUGACUCCGGAAAUCUCCCGAAUCGUUAAAUUCAAGGAGAAUGGAUAUCUGAAAUAUGAAAAUUUGAAUAUGGAUGUGAGAGAGAAGACGUUUGUGGAAAUUGCAUUCAACCGUACCGAACAAACGCCUUAUCGAACGGUGAUGUAUAUCUUUUUCAUUUCAGGCCUCUUGUUUUAUUGGUCUGUUCCAUCUGAUCCUCACACCGAUUUCAUCGCAUUUGCCAUGAUCGACGCAAAGCCGCAUUUCGUGUAUGAGCUCGGAUCCGGAUUAUCCUAUAUUCGAGGAGAACCGAUCCCAUUGAACUCUUGGCAUACUGUAAGAAUUGAGCGAUUCGCCAAAGACGUUUCAAUGUAUGUCAACGGAACACUUGCAAAGAAAUACACAUCGCAGAGCAAAAAUGCGCAUCUGGAUAUUCUGAAAAACGAUGUUCUGUUCGUUGGAUUUGUGCCAAAUGGAGAGAUUUCUCAUAAAGUUCGAAAGUUGAAUGUUCCAUUCGAAGGAGAGCUUCAGGAGCUCAGAAUUAAUGAGCUACCCGUCAAUUUGAUUUCUGGAGUAUCAAGCGAGGAAAUGGAACGGAUUGAUUUGAAGGAAACGGAUGAAAAGGAGUGUUCGAAAUGCGAUGGUGCUUGUUUUGAAAGGAAAGGAGACAUUGUUUGUAGGCAACAGGAAAAUGAUGUGCGAGGAAUUCACAUUAACGAACAUGACGCUCUCGUUUACCCCAACAAUGCCACUUUUUCGGUUUCUUCCUCCAAGUCUUCAAAUUUCUCCUUCGAAUUUCGGACUCUAAAACAAUAUGGCGUUCUGUGGUUGGAAGGAGCAUGGAGUCAGGCUGAGGAUGGAGGAGAUUUCAUACUUGUUUUUAUUGACGAAGGGAAAUUAUACGUGGGAGUGAAUCUGGGAGCGGAUGUUCAUCUGAAACCAAUCUCCACAAAUGUUACAGUAGCUGAUAAUCACUGGCAUUCGGUUGCAUUUAGAAGAAAAGAAAGGAAAUGUGAAUUGUGGGUGGAUUCGAAGAAGAUUCUCCACGUGGUCGCUUCUCCUGGAGACACGAAUCUCGAUUCGAAUGGAUUGGUCUAUCUUGGAGGUGUCAAUCCAAAGAAACACAAGCUCCUCAAAUCGCUAGAUCUUACGAAUCGGUUUGUGGGAUGUGUCAAGAAUUUAAGAAUUUUUGGGAAGGAAAUUAACCUGCUCGUGGAUUCUCUGAAAUCCGUUGAGACUCCAAAGUACUGUCAUGGAUAA